This is a messenger RNA of Bemisia tabaci, 1278 nucleotides long. The record is from RefSeq and is a predicted model, not a curated record. Lineage: Eukaryota; Metazoa; Arthropoda; Insecta; Hemiptera; Aleyrodidae.
AUGCAGUUUGACGAUAAUCUUUACCACCAUGUCAAAAUUUUCGUCAACCAGCUACAGCAGCAUGUCAGCGAUGACUGGUUUGAUAUAUUCGUUCCUGUCCAUCUGCGCACUUUAGACAUGAUUUGCGAUAACAUGCUUGGAGCUCGGUUAUGCAAUCAAGAAAAUCGUUCAACCUUGAUGUGUAAUUCUGUAACAGAAUGGGCGGAGAUGACUUUUGAAAGAACAUUUUCUUUCUGGCCUGAUUUUUACUACACGUUGUCAGGACAGGGAAACGCAAGAAACAAAUUAAUUAAUAUAAAUCAGAACCUAAUUUACGAGAUGAUAGAGCAGCGAAUAAGGAAACGGAAAGCACUCCUUAAAGGGAGUCAGCAUUCCGAAAAUUCACGAAUAUACAUUGACUGUUUGUUGGAUAAUUUGGAUGCAGGUGUAUUGACGAAAGAUCAAAUUGUUUCAGAGAUAUUCGAGAUUUUCGUUGCAGGCUCUAUCACAACAGCAAUUACAAAUGCGUGGGUUUUUAAACUUCUGGCCCUGUUUCCUGAUAUCCAGGAGCGAGCUUAUCAAGAAAUCAAGGAAAAUUGUGUGGAUGGAGAAGUGAGGCUGAAUGAGCUCUCCAAACUUAUAUACACAGAGAUGAUAAUCAAAGAGGCUCUUAGACACGUUGGAAUCCCUGUUACAGGCCGAUAUAUCACGGAGGAUGUUCAAGUUGACGAUAAGAUGACUAUACCAGCAGGAAUGAACCUUUUUAUUGACCUCCACGAGCUUCACCACGAUUCAAAGUACUGGCAGAGACCCGGGAAGUUUUAUCCGGAGCACUUUUCACCCGAAAAUGAAAAAUCCAGACCUAAAGGCGCAUUCAUCCCAUUCCUAAUUGGACCCAGAGUCUGUCCAGGAAACAAGUACGCAAUGAGAUCAAUGAAGUUCUUGGUCGCCAGCACAUUGUUGAGGUAUAAAUUCUCAACUGAUGAAAAACCCACGGAUGAUCUUAGAGAUAUGGACCAUCGUGUAGUACUCAUGCUUUUCCCUGCUUCUGGAUUUAAUGUAAAAAUACAACACAGGUGAUAAAAAUUAAAUUUAUUCCUUAUACAAUCAAUGCUGAGAUUAGAAUAGCUCCAUAGAACCUUAGAUUAUGUGGACGUGUUUUUGCUGAAUUGAACCAGAGACAGGUGGAAAAGAAGGGGUCUACUUGUUAGUGGGGGGGCAGUAAAAAUGAAUGGGAACUAUACAGAUUACGUAGCAUGGUGUCAACGAUGGUGUCAACAAACAGUUUUUCUAAGUUUU